Oncorhynchus keta (chum salmon) is the source of this 1554-nucleotide messenger RNA. RefSeq names its product sterile alpha motif domain-containing protein 13-like. The transcript is spliced from 4 exons. Gene Ontology annotation, molecular function: protein binding. The coding region runs from base 463 to 789 and encodes 108 amino acids. NCBI's taxonomy places the organism in Eukaryota, Metazoa, Chordata, Actinopteri, Salmoniformes, Salmonidae. The record is from RefSeq and is a predicted model, not a curated record.
AAUGUAUUAAAAAAAAAACAUGAAAUAUCACAUUUACAUAAGUAUUCAGACCCAAAGGUGAUGACUAAAUUGGGAGUUUUCUAAUCUGACUUCUCUAUGUGACCAUGUAUGGAAAUUGUCUUUCUGGGCCGAGCAUCAGUUAAACUGCAGUACAGAAGCAAAACUGUAGGAUCAGUACAAAGCCGUGCUUCUAAACCGGAACCCUGUCCCAUUCGCUACGAACUGGCCAGUCAGGUUUGAGAAUGGUGUGUGCGCCUGUUCACGAGCUUCUUGUCUUAGUGUCGCAUGCCGACUCGCAGGUCCUUUCAACAUAUCCGAAAAAUUGAAUGAGCAAUUCAGGUGGUUUAUAGAUCAAUUACACAGCGACAAGCACACGAUCGUGAAUAAACCGGAUAUUUAUUUACGCCCUAAGAACUAUAAAAGGAAACCAACGAGCUCACGAAUUAGCAAUAAAAAGCUGGAAUGGAGAACAAAACAAAUGGAUCAGUGGAAGCUAAACUUGUGGCGGAGAAUGGCCAGCUGCCGGACCCUGCAGACUGGGCAUUCACUGAUGUCGUCAAUUAUUUCAAAGCUGCAGGAUUUGAUGAGCAGGCUACUGCUUUCCAGGACCAGGAAAUCGAUGGCAAGUCUCUGCUCCUGAUGACACGGAAUGAUGUCCUGACUGGUCUUUCUAUCAAACUGGGGCCAGCACUGAAGAUCUACGAGUACCACGUGAAACCACUUCAAACUCAGCACCUGAAGAGUAAUGCUAAUGCACCACUGCAUGCUCCUCAACGCGUGACAAGAUAAUCACGAGGCAGGACGGACAGACCAGUCCGAAGAGAUUUAGACCCAAGAGGACAGUGGAAGACUGGGCUUAGAAAACUCUUGCGUGGUUGCAUCUUGCAUCCUUCUGAAAAUAGUAUUUUACCUGAACUUAACAGAUGCCAAAUGAUUUGAGCCAUUACGUUUGAGUGGUAUCAGUUUAUGAAACCAAACAAGGACUUUAAUUCUUUGAGGUCAUGGACAUAAGAUCAUUUUACAGGUCUUAAAAAGUACAGGUUUAUUUUUUCUUCCCCAAAGAGUUAGUCUCAAAGCAAAUCAAGCAGAUUCAACUGAAUGGGUUAUUUAAUAGUGGACGAUCCUUUUCAGAUGGAUGCAAACGGUGCACUAGAUUUUGACGCGCUCUCUCCUACCAUUGAUCAGUAUAUAUAUAUAUAUAUCAAACUAUGGAACAGUUUGAUGCUGGCUAAGACUGGAUGGUAAUUAGUUUGAACCAUACUUACUGAUCCUCCAUUACAGCCAUUUCUUUUUCUAAUAAGCCACUAUUUCACUUAAAAGAUACAUCUAUGAACAUUAUGCAUGUCAAUUUUACAUUUAAGCACAGGGAUAUAAGUUGCUGAAUGUGUUCUUUGAUUUCCUUAUUCUUAAAUAUGGCAUUUUACUUUCGUGUUUGAUGUGGAUGCUUUUAUCACGCAUAAGUGACAUGCUGCUGCCUUUUGUAUUGUAAAGUUGCCCUGUUCACAUUUUGCUGUUAGAAACUACUUGCAGCUUAAGUAAAGAUUUGAGAUGUAA